AUGAGCGCAAACAUGUACACCAAUACGACUGGCCAUGGUCAGCCAUAUCCAACCGUCAGUGACUUGCAGGCCAACGCUGUCCCAAUUCCUUGGGAAGAGAUAUUCUCGCGCCACGAAAGCGUUCUCUCGACCCAUCUCGAAAUGCUGGACUCGGUGAAAGGGCAUGUUGCACAGGACGGAGAGGCCUUUCGCGUGGUCUCCUCGAUGGUGAAUAAGACGCUCCAGACAAUGAACCAGUUCAAGGUGGUCCGGAAGCAAAUGUUGGCCAGUACGUUUAUCGGAAUUCUCCUAGAGAUCUCUCACGCCGGCUCUUCCACGGCUUGGAAAUCCCCCGCGAAUCCGUUUCACUUCGCCUCUUCAUCGGCGUCCAAGAUGAAUGCUCGCCAGACACCCACCUCACAGUCUACAGAUGCAGACCCUACCAGCCGGAGGAAGCGAUCAAGAAUUGAGAAGGAGAGAGAUAUCACAUCUACGGAGUCAGAAAUAAACACAAAAUCAGAUACUUUGGAAGACCGCGCUUCGAAACGAAAGCGCGACCUCGCUUCGCACCCGGCGGCUGAGGACUCCCCCCAUGCCUCCGACUCUCUCGACACAGAAGAUAUCUCGGAGGAAGUCCAGCGCCGACUUCGAAUCAAAGAAGAACGACGCCGAAGAAAAGACGACGCCAAGCCCGAGAAGCGCAAACGAGAAAGCUUGCUAUCCAAUGAGAGCUCGUCUCCGGGCAACUUUACGCACCGCAAGAAGCGCGCCAGGACGGGACAUGACUCGAAGCGAGAUAGCGAGAUAACGACGCAGGCGAAUGCGGGCUCACAACACACUGCCAUCAUCCUCUAUGCCUUUGCCUUGGCUUUGUUCAUUGGCCCAUCUCACAUAUGA
This is a messenger RNA of Penicillium cinerascens, 876 nucleotides long. RefSeq lists its product as uncharacterized. The coding region runs from base 1 to 876 and encodes 291 amino acids. The transcript has 5 exons. The record is from RefSeq and is a predicted model, not a curated record. Lineage: Eukaryota; Fungi; Ascomycota; Eurotiomycetes; Eurotiales; Aspergillaceae.